AGGUGAACCCAAAAGCGACCCACUUUCUCCACCAAAAGCAGAGGCAUUUCUGUGUCUGGAAGAGAAUCUCAGGAAGAAAGAGAGGGGCUUCAGCUUCUGAUGUCUGAGAUUCGAAUUAAGUAAAUAAAGAUAUUUUCGUUCAUUCAAUGGUAUAGGAGUGCGUAUUGUUUUGCGAGAGGAAAAAGGAAAAAAAAAAAAAAAAACAGGCAAUGAACGUGAUCCGCCCAGCGGUGCACCCGGUAGAGGCUCCACCGGUGGCUGACGCAGCCAAUGAUGCGAUGCCCAGAGGGCGGAUGAAGGAUAUCCAGGGCAUGCCCGGUACUCCCGGUGGCCUCGCCCUCCGCUUCUCUCAGUUCGCUUUUGCACUCCUCGCACUCUGCGUCAUGGCCACCACCAGCGACUUCCCUUCCGUCACCGCUUUUUGGUUUUAUGGUAUUUUGUGUGCCAGCUAUCUCGUUGCUGCUGUCAGCCUGCAGAGCUUAUGGAGCCUCACACUAGCCAUUCUUGAUGUAUAUGCCAUUUUAGUAAAGCGCCGUUUCCGGAAUCCUAGAGUUGUCAGCUUGUUUGCAAUUGGUGAUGGGAUCACUUCCACACUAACAUUUGCUGCAGCUUGUGCAUCUGCUGGUAUCACUGUCCUUAUUGGGAAUGAUCUGAAUGAUUGUGCACAGAACCAUUGCACUAGAUUUGAGACUGCAACAGCCAUGGCAUUUAUGAGUUGGUUUGCUGUCUCGCCAUCAUUUAUUUUGAAUUUCUGGACUCUGGCAUCCAAAUAAGAGACAUGGACUAACAUUGUGGUUUGGUGAGUUGUAAUUGAAAUGAUGUGAUUUUCAAUCUCACCUCCGAUGUAAAUUUUGUAGCUGGACCUAAAGCGUCCGUCCUUAUCCAGUAUUUGAUGUACAAUGUAUUUACAAGGCAGAAAAUCGAUUAUUUCGAGUUCAUUUUCAUGAAA
This is a messenger RNA of Juglans microcarpa x Juglans regia, 949 nucleotides long. RefSeq names its product CASP-like protein 5A2. NCBI's taxonomy places the organism in Eukaryota, Viridiplantae, Streptophyta, Magnoliopsida, Fagales, Juglandaceae. The record is from RefSeq and is a predicted model, not a curated record. Gene Ontology annotation, cellular component: membrane. The transcript is spliced from 3 exons. The coding region runs from base 210 to 773 and encodes 187 amino acids.